GAAACCAGACGUGCCUUUUGGAGACCUGGACGAGUCCAUUCGUCAGGGCCAGCGACAAGGCUUCGCUGUGAACCCGGACAGCUUGACUCAGGUCGAGCUGAACCUACAUCCCAUCAAUUCCAGCUUCACGCUGCGCAGCGACGGCGUCGAGCUUGUGAAUCUUGCGGAGUUUCUGAAGGAAAAUGACGUCUACCCAGAGACUGCUUCGGUGGCCAGUCAUGAGACCCGCAUGGCGGUAGGCAAAGCCAUGCUCAGCUUCCUCGAGCAGCGGUUCGCAAGAGAAAUCAUUCACCUCGCGGACACAUCGCGCGUCUCUGGUGGAGCCAUUUACGCCGAAGCCACCGUUCGCCACACAGGGAGCUCGACCCUGCGAAAUGCUCACCAUGUGUUCCACAUGGACAAGCUAUGGGAUGGUGUCGCUCGACUGACCGAGACCUCUACCAAGGAGGGAGGCGUGAGGGCGACAGUCCACGCUCACUGGCCCUUCUCGCAGCAAGACUUCGAGGACAGGGGUUACAGCUUUGAUGACUACGUCAGAAUGGUUGACGCGCAAGAUCCAGGCGUCUUGAAUUUGUGGGUGUCCUUAACCCCUGGCAUGUUGAAUCAACAUCCCAUUGCAUUUCUGCUGAAUGGUGCCAAUGGUCAGAAUGCAAUCUCAUCAGCUCCGGAUUUGAAUGACAUGGUGUCCACAAUGCAUGUCCAGAUCAAAAACUACAACGAUACGAUAACUGUGUUGCGAUCGAGUGUCGCAUCUGCGGAGACUGCGUUGUGGGGAAUGGCGCCGAACAUGACCUUUGGGCAGGCAUUGCUGUUCUACAAUGAUCGAACUCCUCACAGUGCGGUGUGGCUGACGCAGGAACCUGACACAGAACGCAUCUCAGCCGAGAUCCGAGUACUCGUGACGGAUCGGCCACUUCAAGAUGCAAAAAUUCUGGCUGAAACGGCGGACUCUGAUUGUGCUGUGAGGGCUGUGUCUUUGCUGCAGAAGACAGCAGCGGCUCCCAGAACUCAGAUGAGACCAGAAUGUUUGAUGGUCGAUGUCGUCAUACCAGCUGUGGUCGUCACAUUGCUGGGCACGAUUGUCCUACACCUGAUCUUCAGGUGUGUCGUGGACUCCGCUCCUGUCACCUAUAUGCUCGCCCUAGGCGUCUACGCCAACUUCCAGGACAACCUGCUCUUCACGGUGGUCCUCGUCCGAAGCCACGUCCUAGCCCUGCAGUUCCAGGCUAGCCCACUGGCAUCAGGAUGUCUGGUGGGCGCCCACAAGAUGGGAACGGCCGUGGGCAUGGUCUUGGUUUUCUUGGCCUUGAAGUUUUAUCCGGAGUGCUGGCGGAGGCCGCGACGUGGGCUCGUCGCGGGUGCCCUGCUGCAGAUUGUGUUUUCCUGCGCCUUCGCCUUGUUGGCUUUCUUCGAAGUUGAAGGUCGUCUUUGGGUUUUGUGGGUCUUGGUGACGUCCCGGCUGCUCCUGGGCAUGGGCGGGGGCCUUCAAGUCAGCCUGGCUUGGAACCUGGCUGCGCGCCUCCCCAGCGAGCACCGGGCACUUCACAAUCUCAGGCUCUUUGUGGCCGGCUGUCUUGGCCUGGGAGCCGGACCGCUGGUUAGCUCCCUUGCAACGGCCACCGCCAAGAUCGUCCCUUGCAGUUCAGAUCUCGACGGCUCCGAGGGCAUGCUGGCCUUACUCGCUUUGAUACCCUGGAUGCAGCUGUGCUUGCUCCUGCCCCCACUCCCCUCCCUGGAGCAAAUGCCAGAUUGUAGGACUGCAGGAGGCAAGUCAGGCGCCCGGGCGGCGGUGGUGUGCCUUUGCCUGGCCAUGCUCGUCCUCCGCAACUUGUCCCUGGCCUCUCUGGAGGUGGGCACUGCAGAGCUUUUCCAGAGCAAGUACGACAUUCAGCCAGGCCUGGCAGGCUUGCUUUGUGCCAUCAUCGUCUUCACCGCGCUGCCCGUGCAGCUUCUAUACGAGAGGCUACAGGUGGGCAAGCAAUCCCGCGUAUCCCUGCAGUCCAUGCUUUGGGCAAGUUUGGCUGCCGGGUGUUUUUUGAUCUUCGAGAAUUUUGCGACCUUUUACAUCGCCUCGAUGCUGUUCUUUCCGAUGAUGGCACUGAGCAGUGGUAUCGUCAUGGCGAGGAUGCAGGACUAUGUGAUGCCGGAUGGCUCGUUGCUUGACAGGAACACCACCACUCUUUUGGGCCUUGUGAUGGCGGACUUUCUCGGCCGUGGCUUUGGUCCCAUCUCGGCUCGAUACGGCAUUGCCCUGGGUGAGCAGCAGGGUUUCGCUAUGACGCAAAUCACGUACGCGGCUGUGAGCGUGGUGCUUUUCAUGGUGAGUGAAGCGGCCAGCUAUCGUGCCAUCCAGGGGAAGACGGAAUCGGAGACCGACACCUCCGAAAGCAGUGGUGAUGAUAGCAGCAGUGUGGCGAGCAAGGGCGGCUGA
Molecule: messenger RNA, 2431 nt
Organism: Symbiodinium sp. CCMP2456
Lineage: Eukaryota; Dinophyceae; Suessiales; Symbiodiniaceae
Source: the annotation of a GenBank genome assembly